Molecule: messenger RNA, 516 nt
Organism: Dacryopinax primogenitus
Lineage: Eukaryota; Fungi; Basidiomycota; Dacrymycetes; Dacrymycetales; Dacrymycetaceae
Exons: 1
Coding region: 1-516 (171 amino acids)
Source: RefSeq, a predicted model, not a curated record
AUGCGCUCUCGCUCCUCUUCCCUCGAGUCGCUCAUCUGCGCACUCUGCCUCUCAACAGUCGCUGUCAACGCUCUCCCUACCUUCCACCUCUGGCAACGUGAUUCCAGCCCCGAAAUCGUCGCUCGUGCACACGUCCCCGACCCCCGUGUCCUGAACCUCGAGACAGUCGUAAUCGAAGUCUCCGUAACCGACUCCUUCCAAUCGCAGGACAUCCCACCCUCCUUCGUCCGCCCUUCUCGCCGACGGUCGAAAGGACUCGACGGUCUUCCAUCACGUCUCGUCGACCAAGCCGACGAACUCGAUUUCGGGCCAGACACCUCCACCUUCUCCCCCGAUUUCCACGAGGUCGGUGACGAGCAGCCAGACCAGUUCUGGGAGGUGAUGCAGGCCCUCAAGGCUGCUUCUCAAGAUACGUACAACGCGAUGUUCGACGGGGUCAAUGGGUUCUCUCGACUAAGGAAGAUCCUUCCUUUCACAAAGGCAACAAAGGGUCGCCUUGGGAGGCGAACGAAAUGA